Molecule: messenger RNA, 635 nt
Organism: Oldenlandia corymbosa var. corymbosa
Lineage: Eukaryota; Viridiplantae; Streptophyta; Magnoliopsida; Gentianales; Rubiaceae
Source: the annotation of a GenBank genome assembly
UAUAUUUUUGACACACAAUUUUCUUUAGAAAAAGAAAAGGGAAACAAUAAACGAAAUUCCUCUCAUCAUUGAGAACCCUUAUUUAACAAAGAUUUCAAUUUCUUUUUGCCCUCACAAGAAUGAGUGUAGUGUUUUUAGAUGGCCCAACAGUGCAAGAUUUCGUGAACGAUUCAAGAGCAUUUAGCCAAUGUGUGGAUGAACAUUUCAACAAGCUAGAUGCAGACGGAGAUGGGGUGCUUUCAAGAACGGAAUUACAAAUCAGAUCCCACGGAUCCAUGAUUUCUUCAAGGGAAUACGAAUUGCAAUCGGAAGAAGAGAUCGGAAAAUUGUACGACGUGUUAUUCGAGAAAUUCGAUACGGAUCAAAAUGGCGCAAUCGAUCGUGAAGAAUUUAAGAGUUUGAUGAAAGAGAUCAUGAUCGCUAAGGCUCGCGGGAUAGGUAAUUCCCCGGUUUCGAUCAUUCUUCAAGAUGAUAGUUUGCUUAUGAAAGCUGUUGAACACAAAAGAUCUCUUGCUUAGAUAAAUUUUAGAUUUGAGUAUUUUCAUUGUUUACUACUAUUAAUUUAGAAAGAGUACGUAGGAUUAAUAAAUUCUUUUUUGUUUUUCUCUUCUUUGGUGUUAAUGAAAUCAACUGGA